CCAGCCGAUGAGAUAGAUCCUCUUGGUACAAAAAGCCAAACAAGAGAAAGCUGGCAGAGAUAUACGGAUAAAGUCCUCACUCAACCAAAAGCUAGCUCUCAGUCCGUAGCUCCUCGGCCAGCCCUCCCAUCUCCGGCUUACCUUUCUCUCUGUAUCCAAAGCGACCGAGGAGCUUACACUUAUGAUCCAGAAAUCAGCAAUAAGGGGUAGGUGGAGGCUAUUAUAAGAAGAGGGGGGCUUUCUUUCCGCCUCCAAGAGUGGGAGGUUCCAGUACCAGAAAGCGAAUGAUUUUAAUAGAUACAUAGAUGGGUAGAUAGAUCCCCCAUAAAAAGUUCUCUCCGUGUUCUCUCUACCAUUUCUCACUGCCUGCCUGGUUCAGAUCAGCCUCUGUUUCCCCCCACACUUCCUCCACCGCCACCACCAACAUCAUCAUAAUCUUAUCAACAGUAUCAUCAUGGCCUCUUCCAACAGGCACUGGCCUAGCUUGUUCAAGUCCAAGCCUUGCAACACCCACAGCCAAUGGCAGCACGACAUCAAUACAUCCUCCCUAUUAUCAGGUGGCUGCCAGAAGACUUCUUACACAUCAGGUUGUGAAGAGCGUAGCCCGGAGCCAAAGCCAAGGUGGAAUCCGAAGCCUGAGCAAAUUCGCAUCUUGGAGGCCAUCUUCAACUCAGGCAUGGUGAACCCACCACGCGAUGAGAUUCGAAAGAUUCGAGCCCAGCUGCAAGAGUAUGGUCAGGUCGGUGAUGCCAACGUCUUCUAUUGGUUCCAGAACCGCAAGUCCCGAAGCAAGCACAAGCACCGCCACCUCCAGUCUUCCCGCCCUCAUCCCCGGUCAGCCAGCACCGCUCCCUCUCCACCCACCACCUCGGCACCGGCCACCACCGCCACCUCCUCAUCCUCCCCAUCUUCCGACCGGUCUUCAGGGUCCGAUAAGACCAUCCCUUCACUGGCAUCGAUAACUGGACUCUCCGGCGUGACAGACGUGCCGGCAAGCAUGUCGUUGGCAGUGAACCAACUUCACUUUCAUGUCCCAAUGGAGUUCGGCGGAGAGCCUUUUUUUCUCCAGGGCCCACAAACCUACUGCAUCCCGCCGGCGCCAGACGUGACCUGGACCGUGGGUGCACCUGAGCAAAGGACCUGCGUCCGUUCAGGCCUGUGGAGCGAGCUCUUGGGACAGGAGGGCUGCAAGAGUGGUGAAGAUGAGGCUAAGACUACGAUGCAAUUGCACCAUAGCUUUGGUGUUGGAGCUGCUACUAGUGCUGCUGUUGCAAGUGUUGGCUGUGCAGUGGGUGUUAGUGGUGGUGCAACCACAGUUGGUGCUGCCGCUAAUGUUGGCGUUGCUAGUCCUAUCACUGAGUUACAAGGGGUGGGAGGGGCCGGAGGUGGUGUAGCGACGAGGGCGACGGUGUUCAUAAACGAGGUGGAGUUCGAGGUGGGGACGGGCCCACUCAAUGUGAGGGAAGCGUUUGGGGAGGAGGCCGUCCUCCUCCACUCCUCCGGCCACCCCGUCCUUACCGACGAGUGGGGUGUCACCCUCCAGCCCCUUCAGCACGGUGCAUCAUACUAUCUGGUUUAGGAGAAUGGCAAGGAGCUGGGAGGAGAUUUGCCAAGUUGGUGAUUGCGCUUACUAGUUUAAACUUCUGGUGUUUUUCAAUAUCGCUUAGUAUUUCUUCUGAUGUAUUGUACUUUUUUCUUAUAGCUUUUAUAUGGACUAUAUAUAUGACCUUUUCUAUAUAUAUAUUCGGUAUUGUGAUGUGAC
Molecule: messenger RNA, 1762 nt
Organism: Elaeis guineensis (African oil palm)
Lineage: Eukaryota; Viridiplantae; Streptophyta; Magnoliopsida; Arecales; Arecaceae
Product: WUSCHEL-related homeobox 9
Biological process (GO): regulation of developmental process
Molecular function (GO): DNA-binding transcription factor activity; DNA binding
Source: RefSeq, a predicted model, not a curated record